CAAUUCAUUUCAAGUAAAGAUAGAAGCUACUAAAGGAAAACUGGAUAAGCAAGACACUCUCAUGAAAUAUCUCCACAGCUUGAGAUAAAAGAAAAAUGGGUCGGUUGUUACGUCCACAAACUUUUCCAUUUGGGUGCAACUACAACGCAGCGAGUCGAAAGCAUUCAUUCUGCCAUGAAGAGCCAAAUACAGCGAGCUGGUAGUAUACAAGCAACUUGCGAAGCUAUUCACCGAUGGAUGUCAGUGAAGGUGGAAGAUGCCGCUAUCGAGUUUACCCGAGAAUGCGCCAAAAUCGAUUACCAUGUAGCAAAGGGCCAUAUGGAGCAGCUUCUUCCUCUUUUUAAUGAAAUAUCUCUCUUUGCCAUCGCGAAAAUCAAGCAAGAACUACUCAAGGCUGACGAGCUCGCCAUUGACCAACGAUGUAUCCCCGUGAUUACUGAUGAGUGUAACUGGUGCAGCAGUAUGGUAAACUUCGGUCUCCCCUGCUGUCAUAUACUGACCGGCCGAAGUACCAUUCCUCUCUCUCUCAUUUCUCCAAGGUGGUACUUGCAUCAAGAUGUGAUUACUGGCCUCCCCGCCACAAGCACGACAAAAUCUGCUAAUGUUGAAUCGACAUUUUUUAUUGCUGACUUGUAUAAAUUGGAAGCCAUUUACGAGGCAGCUUUAACACAACAGGAGAGAGACAAUGUACACCAGCUUGUGACGAACGCCAUUGUUGAACUCUCUACAGAGACGAUAGCCAAUCAGCUCAAGUACCCGGCCAAACCAAAGACAAAAGGCAGACCAACAGGUACAGCAAGGCUACCAACAAGGGCUGAAUUUGCAGAAAAGGAGGCGACACUCCGGGCAAGGAAGAUGGAAAAAGCUAUGCGCAACAAAGUGAAUGACGAGGUAUCUGUCACUUUAUCACAAAAGCGACACAGCCCUACUGAAAACCCUUCAAUUAACCAAGAAAGAAUUACAAUGCCGCUAAGGAGCCAAGAUCAAUCAUACCUGCGACUGAAGUCGUCAUAUCUGCAAAUGAAGUCCUCAAUCGAAAGGUGAAAGCCAGUGUAUGCAUUGUGAUUUUGCGUUAUCUAAAGUGUUAUUUUCUUUUUCUUUAGUAUCAGUAUAUCUUACAUUUGUGCAGAUAUCAAAAGGGAU
Molecule: messenger RNA, 1143 nt
Organism: Radiomyces spectabilis
Lineage: Eukaryota; Fungi; Mucoromycota; Mucoromycetes; Mucorales; Radiomycetaceae
Exons: 5
Coding region: 175-1044 (289 amino acids)
Source: RefSeq, a predicted model, not a curated record